This is a messenger RNA of Colletotrichum phormii, 819 nucleotides long. RefSeq lists its product as uncharacterized. The transcript has 3 exons. Bases 191 to 661 code for a protein of 156 amino acids. The record is from RefSeq and is a predicted model, not a curated record. Lineage: Eukaryota; Fungi; Ascomycota; Sordariomycetes; Glomerellales; Glomerellaceae.
CGCCGCAGACGCCUUUUCCCAAAAGAUCAUCAUGAUCACACCCCCAGAACCAGUAAGCAGCCUCACGGCAUCGAAACCUCUGGACCACGUUUAGCUCUCACCCAAAUUGAACCCGACCGUUGAAGGGGAAAGAGGAACAAGCCCUGUCGCCACGGGCUCGCCGUGAAAGUCGAAUCCUCCUCCCUCCCCCAUGAGCCAAACCCGCCGGGUCCCGACCUCCCGAUCUCCCCCCUACAUCACCGGACAAACCUCAGCUUCAGCCUCGAACCUCAGCUCCAACUUACGUUUCCCCUUACCAUCUCUAGGCAAGGUAGGUACACCAAGAUCUGGGCACCCUCGCUCGAGCGAUUGUUACACGCCUCGCCAAAAGUCGCCGAUUCUUCCUUGUCGUCGCCCUCCAAUUCCGAUCACAGAAAAACUUGGGGCGCGCAAUCUCUCGAACCAAGAAACCUGUUCCUCCCCGUCGUUUGAGGCGUUGCGCGCCGUCAUCUCUUUUCUUCCAUCAACCCGUGCCCUACCACGUACACCGUCAACUCCCUCCUCCCACCCUUCUGACAACCUCGCACUCGAAGGAGACGGACAAACUCGAGGUUUAGUCAAGGGCAAAACCACGCUUAUCCGUACUUCCCUAACCUCCGUGCCUCCCCUCCUUCGCGCUUGACCGAACCCCCCAAACCAACCGCUCUCGGAUCGAGGUAUCUCCGUGACUGUUUUCCCCAAACAGACGGCGCAAAAAGAGAUGAGAGUCCGGUUCCCGCAUGCGGCGCAUCGGGACCUCCCGUACGAUUGAGGAUUCGUCGCCCCGGAGAAUUCCAUCAA